Molecule: messenger RNA, 2560 nt
Organism: Hydractinia symbiolongicarpus
Lineage: Eukaryota; Metazoa; Cnidaria; Hydrozoa; Anthoathecata; Hydractiniidae
Product: glutathione hydrolase 1 proenzyme-like
Exons: 9
Coding region: 190-1962 (590 amino acids)
Biological process (GO): glutathione catabolic process
Cellular component (GO): plasma membrane
Molecular function (GO): glutathione gamma-glutamate hydrolase
Source: RefSeq, a predicted model, not a curated record
UCUUUGACUGUAUUAAUAUCUUAAAAAUGUAAUUGAUCCCAAUAGAUUUCAGACUCAGCACGAGUGAUUUCUAACGGCUUGUAUAUAUGCAAAUAUUGUUGAUACAGGUUUAGAAGUGGUUAUCUAAAGCAUCAAUUCAGCUAAUUAGAAGCCGUCGUCAUCAGGAGCGGAGGAUUUAUCGAGGACAAUAUGGACAAAAAGAGACUCUUCGCCAUUCUACUGGCAGUUGUGCUUAUAUUGAUCAUUGUGAUUGUGGUAGCUGUGGUAGUAAUCAACAAAGACGAUGAUGAUGAUGAUGACAACAGCAGCAACAGCUGGAAUAAAGCUGACUUUUAUAAGGAAUAUUCAAAAGCUGCUGUGGCCACAGACAGAAAGGAAUGUUCUAAGAUCGGAAAGAAAAUACUCGCUGACAAUGGCACAGUGGUCGAUGCAUCUGUUGCUUCUUUGUUCUGUAUCGGGUUGUUGAAUAUGCAUAGUACCGGUAUUGGUGGAGGAGGUUUCAUGAAUGUUUACAUUAGAUCUACAAAGAAAAGUAUCAUUUAUGAUUUCCGAGAAACAGCCCCUGCUGCGUCAACUCAAGAAAUGUUCAAGCCAAAAAAUGCCUCAUCAGUGAUUGGUGGUCUAUCAAUAGCUAUUCCGGGAAAUAUCAAAGGCUUGCAUCACGUUUGGAAAGCACACGGAAAGUUGGAAUGGAAAAAAUUGAUCGAACCAACAAUUAAAAUUGCAGAAGAAGGUUUUGAAAUCUCUAAAGACCUCGGCGAAAAAAUUGCAAGAGAUAUUUCCAGUAAACUUAACUUAAGUGAAGGUUUUAAGGAACUUCUGCAGAAACCUGAUGGAACUUGGUAUAAGGCAGGCGAAAAAAUUAAAAAUGAGAAACUCGCAAAAACCUUAAAAAUAAUAGCUGACAAACCUGAAGAUUUCUAUACUGGAGAAUUAGCUAAAGAGAUUGUUAAAGACAUUCAAGAAGCUGGAGGUAUAAUAACUUUAGAUGAUCUUAAGAAUUACGCUGUAGCAGAAAGAGAACCACUGACAACUGAUAUAAACGGAAUGAAGUUUUUUAUGAUGCCACCACCUGGUGGUGGUGCAGUUGUGGCGAUGACGUUGAACAUUUUAAAAGGUUUCGAUCUUUCUUCAAAUGAUAUUACCACAAAUGAGAAGCUAAUACAGACAACACAUAAAAUAAUUGAAGCGUUAAAAUUCGCUUUUGCAAGAAGACCGCUGCUGGGAGAUCCUUCAUUUGAACAAAAUGUUACCAGGGUAUUGGAAGCCAUGUUGAAUCAAUCUUUUGCUGAAACACUUCGCCAGAAAAUCAAUAUGUCUGGCGCUUAUCCAGAUCAAACAUACUAUGGGGGCUAUUACUCACAAGACCAAGAUCCGUAUGGUACAACUCAUGUGUCUAUCUUAGGUAAAAAUGGCGAUGCUGUGGCGACAACAGACACAAUCAACUACGGUUUUGGAAGUGGAGUUCGUUCAACAAGAAAUGGAAUCAUCUACAACAACGAAAUGGAUGACUUCUCUACUCCAGGACUAAAAAACUUGUGGGGAUAUCUACCAGCAGAAGCAAAUUACAUCAAACCUGGUAAAAGGCCACUGUCAUCAAUGAGUCCUUCCAUUGUCACUAACGCUGACGGAGAUGUAAUAAUGGUGGCUGGAGCAUCAGGAGGAUCGAGAAUUAUUACAGCCACAGCUUUAACAUUGAUCAGAAAGUUAUUUCUGGGGAUGGAUCUUGAUAAAGCAAUUUCAGAGUAUCGAAUACAUACUCACUUGUUACCCUACGAGGUCUACGUUAAUAAACAGUUUAAAAUCUCUGACGCUCUUAUAGAUGGUUUGAAAAAAUUAAACCACAAAAUUGUAGAAUCAAGUAAUUGGGCGGCUGUUCAAAGCGUGUACAGAAAAAAUAAAGAUGGAAUUGUAGAAGCUGUAUCAGAUCCCAGAAAGGGAGGCAUUCCGGACGGUUAUUAAGUCAUUCAUAUAAUUAAUGUUGUUGUAUAUAUUUAAGCACUGCGUUAUUUUAUAUUAGUUAGCACUCUUAUUAAGAAAUCUUCGUUUUAUAGGUAAGAUAACUGUUUUUGAGAGGAACGUUUAAAGUCAUUCCCGUCAGAACUUUUAAACUGAGAGAUAACGUACAAACACUAUGCAUUUUACCUGGCGAAGCUUGUGCGAGACAAUGUUUUUACGAUUUGCUCAGAUUUAAAGCAUUUUCGAGAAAGUUAAGUUCAUAAAUUUUGUACAAUUCUUUUAGCGAAAGUUUAACCUCUUAGAUUUUGUUAUUUUGAAUUCUAAGGUUAAUCUAGCACGGCCAGUUUAGAAAGAACGCAAAAAAUACACUAUAUUUGUUAGUGAAGUAGAAAAAUUGUUUAAGAAAGUUUGAGGAAUUGAGGGUAUAGAUGGAGAGAUGUAAAGUUUACUGUACCCUCAAUUUAUUUUCUUAUUCAUAUAUUCAAACGAAAAUAACUGCAUUUAUUUACUAUUUUUAAGUAAAUUACACAACAGACAAAGAAAUGUUUUUUGUGUGAUUGAUUUUUUGCGUACAUUUUGUUGAAUAAAUAACCAUCAACCU